Messenger RNA from Chilo suppressalis (striped riceborer), 746 nucleotides. The record is from the annotation of a GenBank genome assembly. Lineage: Eukaryota; Metazoa; Arthropoda; Insecta; Lepidoptera; Crambidae.
GUCUUUAGAACGCUCACACCUAACAUAUAUAUUUUGUAAUGUAUUUUCGUUGUAGAUCUGCUGUGCUUUUCACUUAGAAAAGGAGUUCUCCCGUUCUCAUUUUGCAUACAGAUCAAAAUGAAGAUUAAAAAGCAACAACGGCGGAAAAAGUACCUCCAUCACCUUAACCGAAGGCGAAUGAAUAAAAAUCAAAGUAGCACCGGGGCUGUUCUAUGCAAAGUUAUGAAGGAUGAGUGGGAUCAUAAAAAGUCAACAUUGCGAAACCUAAAAGAAAUGGGUUUAGCCAAUGAUCCCAACAAAGUCUUAAAAAUCUCCAAUUUUAAACAAGACCAAUUGAAGAAAGCAAAGAAAAUUACCAAACAGGAAUCGGAGUCAGAAGAGGAAAUUGAAAAGAAGCCUAAAAUUCCACCAAAAUUUGAUGUUGUACACAAACUAGAGAAGGAAGCUAAUGCUCCAAGAGAAAGAAAAUUUAUGUUACCAAAAGGUCAAGUAGAAUUUAUUACUUAUCUAUUGGAUAAAUAUAGACAUGACUAUAAAGCUAUGUCUAGAGAUAAAAAGAAUUACUAUCAAGAAACAUGGAAACAAUUAAGAGCAAAAGUAAAAACUUUUAUGGGCAUUCCAAAACAAUAUGCUGAGUAUUUAAAAUCAAGAGGAUUAAUAGACAAAGAAGAGGACGAAGACGAGUUAAAGAGACAAGCAAAAGCUUUAGUUGUGGAUGAUAGUGAAUAAAUGUUUUUAAAUUAGAC